AUGAACUCAGACGUUUCUACAGCACUUUUGAGCGGGGUGGCCGUUUUCUUAGCCCUUCGAGGGCGCAUGAUCCAGGGAGACAUAGCUGCUGUCUCUCUCGCGGCAUUGUGCCUCUCUGUGGCCAUCAUAUACGCCGUCAUCCUCCAGCCAGAAUGGAGCAUCAUCGCGAUAUUGGGCCAUGCCGCGUACCUCAUCACGCUGACCUUCGCUGCAGUCUGGACAUGCUUCAUCGUAUACCGCAUCUCGCCCCUGCACCCACUACACAGAUUCCCUGGCCCAGUCCUGAACCGCGUCACCGAACUGCCAUUGGCGUAUACCGCGGCACGCCUCAACCGGCAUCUCUACCUUUGCGAGCUACAUGAAACUUAUGGACCAAUUGUACGCACAGGGCCGAACAGCAUCUCGAUCAACUCGAAAACCGCAGCGUACACGAUCCACAAGUCAGCACAAUGCUUCAACAAGACAGAAGCGUACGACCUGCACCUCAAGGGCGAGGGCUUAUUCUUUGUCAAGGAGCGCGACCGGCACGCCGUGCGGCGUCGGCCGUGGAACCGCGCCAUGUCUAACGAAGCCAUCCAGGAGUACACGGAGCCGCUUUUCCGAACCACGCACGCCUUGGUGGACCGUUUGGCGAAGGACACGGAGUCGAACGGCUCGGUGGAUUUCGUCAGGUGCGUUACACAGUGGGCCUUUGACACAGCAGCCCUGAUUACGUUCGGCGGAAAUGGCACAGAGAUGAGUCUGCUUGCCUCCGACGACCCAGACGAGCUAGCCGACAAGCCCAGAAUAUCGCUUGCUUCAUUCGAAUUCUUCAGCCACCUCCCAUGGUUGUUCCAUAUACUGAAGCAUUUUCCCGCAUCCGUCUUUCGUCAAGUGGAAGAGUUCUCUUUGAAGCAAGCGGAACGACGGCUGCAGGCGGAGAAGAUCCAGUUCAAGGACGUCUUCUCCUACUGGGUCGAGGAUGCAGAACUGCCUAACGUAAAUGAGCUCGCAACAGACUCGCUUGCUGCCAUCAUCGCAGCGACGGAAACCGUCAGCUCCAUGACCUCUCUGGUCUUCUUCUUCAUCCUCUCCAACCCGCAAUGGUACCGCGCCCUCCGCGCCGAGCUCGACGCCGCCUUCCCCGCACACGCCCCGCUCGACGCCUCCUCCGCCUCUACAGACGCACUCGACGCGCUCCCCAUCCUCACCGCCGUCAUUCAUGAAGCAUUCCGCCUCGGAGCCAUCUUCUCUGGGCUGCCCCGCGUGGUGCCGCCUGGAGGUGCCUCGAUCGACGGGGUCCACUUCCCCGGGGGCACCGUCGUCUCCGUGCCCAUCUACGCGCAACACCUCUCCGCGGACAACUUCGGCGCCGAUCCUUCCGCGUUCAACCCCGCACGGUGGCUCCCUUCAACAGGGUCGAGCAACGAGAACGUGAAGGCGGACAGGGGCGCGCUGCUGACGUUCGGCGCGGGCCCGUUCAACUGCGUCGGGCAGCGGCUAGCGUACAGGCAGACGCGGCUCGUGCUCGCGUGUGUAUUCCUGCUGCUGGAUGUCGACCUAGUGGAUGGGUUCGAUAAGGAAAGGUGGUGGGCUGGUGUGGGCAAUCUGCGCGCGACGGUGAUCAAGGAGCCGCUGACGGUGGCCGCGCGGCGCCGGAGGGCGGCGGGCCUGGGCGUCGUGUUUCCGUCUGCUUGAACCCUGAGGCCUCUCAGCUCUGAUUUCCGUUCCUGUAUAGUAUACCGGAAGCUUCCGUGUAUGUCUUGACUGGC
Molecule: messenger RNA, 1751 nt
Organism: Trametes versicolor FP-101664 SS1
Lineage: Eukaryota; Fungi; Basidiomycota; Agaricomycetes; Polyporales; Polyporaceae
Product: cytochrome P450
Exons: 8
Coding region: 1-1677 (558 amino acids)
Molecular function (GO): iron ion binding; heme binding; monooxygenase activity
Source: RefSeq, a predicted model, not a curated record